This is a messenger RNA of Physcomitrium patens, 1623 nucleotides long. RefSeq lists its product as uncharacterized. Gene Ontology annotation, cellular component: cytoplasm; nucleus. NCBI's taxonomy places the organism in Eukaryota, Viridiplantae, Streptophyta, Bryopsida, Funariales, Funariaceae. The record is from RefSeq and is a predicted model, not a curated record.
AGUCAAUCCCUGAAGACAGGAAGGAGGGAAUGAGCAUCGAAUGAAGAAAAAGAAGAAGAUUCAAGCAACCAUCAGCACCAGGAGGAGAAGAAGAAUCAGAAUAAUUACACCCCUUUUUCGCAGCUUCGUUGUUGUCGUUGUUGUUGCUGCGGAGGAGCUAAGUAUCUAUUCUUUCAAUCUAUUCUAUUCUAUCUCACAUCCCUCUUUCUUUCCCCACUUACUCUCUCACACUCUCUCUCACUUUGGUGCUGUCAGUUCAGGAGCCUUUUCUUGUUGUGGUGUGGGAGGGAUUCUUUUUAUUAUUAGCACUGCCUGUCUAUCUAUCUGUCGCUACUUCUUCUACUCCUACUACUACUGCUUCAUUUCAUCUUGGUUGCCCAGUUUCACGUGAUCGUUGCGCUGCUCUUCUGGAUGUUUCAGGAGAUGGGUGGGUUUGAAUCGUGGCAGAUUUUGAUGCUUUAGGGAUUUGCGGUUUGGUGGGGUUGAGCUAGUUUUGUGAUUACGAGGAGUUUUAGGAGGCUCUGAGAAGGUUUGGGAGUUUUUGGUGGGGGGGCAUGUGAGAAGUGAGCAAGAUGGAGGUAGCGAUUAGGUUUGGCGGACAUUUUUAGAUGUGGGAUGCAUGAGAUGGCCACUGCGGGUAUGGUGUGAGAGGACAGGAUGCAGAGCCCAGACUCUCGGCUUGACCAGCAGCUCGUGGGGUUUUGCGGUUCCAAACCUUUGGUACACUGCUGAACUUUUUUGUGACAAGUGGUCUUACAUUCUAUACUAUGAUGUGUAAUGUUUGUUCAGGACCAUUACAAAGUGCUUGGGGUGGAAUAUGAUGCAACCAUCGACUCUAUUCGUACCAGCUAUCUGCGCCUUGCUUUGAAAUGGCAUCCCGACAAGCACAAUGAUGCAUCUGCGGCCACUCUUAAAUUCCAGGAGAUCAACGAAGCAUAUCGAGUCUUAAGUGACCCAUUUAUGCGACACGAGUAUGAUAUGCGAGGAAAUUACGGUCUUCAGGACUACAAUUACACUGAUUACCUCAAGCGAUUUAAGAGCUUGAUAUUGACAUGCAAUGGAUUGGGUAUUGGCAGCCGUCUAGACCGGUGAUAGUGAUUAGGGAAUCAAUGCUUGACAGUGGAUUUGAAGAUGAAUGCUUCACAGUCAAAGAAAUCGUCAGCAGAACGUAUACCUUGAGAACUUCUAUAUGCUCACAAUUGUGCUGCAUUGGUCAAAGGUAACCUUUUAGUCAUAUGCUAUCAAGUUGCUGCGACAUUACAAUUAGUUCUGCGUUAUGCACUCCCGUACUGUAUAGAUGACCGUCUUCUCUACAGUUUGAUCCUUCUUCAACCUACGAAUGGAAUGAAGACGGUUAGGAGUAGGUUCGUCAUUUCUUGAGGUAGAUCAGAAGUGGACAAGCUUAUACUGACAGCUACAGUGUCGCUGCAUUUCGUCUUUACGAUGUUAUUGCUAUGUAGGUGAUGAAACAUCUCGAUACUGGGUUGUCACCAGCAUGUCCAGACCUAUCCUCUCCAUCAAAACAUUAUUUUGACACGUUUUCUCCGCAAUUAAAAACUGCAUAAAUGGAGCAGGUCAACAAGUCAUUUGGCAAAGUGUGACCUGAUAAAAAUCUUGCAGUGA